Messenger RNA from Drosophila ananassae, 10265 nucleotides. It is a transcript of the gene apolpp, whose product is annotated as apolipophorins. NCBI's taxonomy places the organism in Eukaryota, Metazoa, Arthropoda, Insecta, Diptera, Drosophilidae. The record is from RefSeq and is a predicted model, not a curated record. The coding region runs from base 155 to 10189 and encodes 3344 amino acids. The transcript has 8 exons. Gene Ontology annotation, biological process: lipid transport. Gene Ontology annotation, molecular function: lipid carrier activity.
AUUUUCAUGAAACUCAAUUUAAUUCAAAGUAAGUGGUGAUCGGAUUCGUAUGUAAAAUUUAAAACGUGCUCGCACAUAUAUAUGUCGAUACAAUUAAUAAGUCCAAUUGAAAAAAAAUAUUAGGGGUGACAAAGAAAACGUCGAGCGGCCCAACAUGGCGGCUAGGAAAUGUUGCAAUUUUGGAUAUUUUUUGCUUGCAUUAAUAAUGCUUGCAGCAAAUUCCGAUGGCAGUUGCAAUAUUGGAUGUCCCAAAUCGGAUAAUGGACUGCUGAAGUACACUACCGGUAACUCCUAUGAAUACUCUUUUGACAGUAUUUUAACCGUUGGUGUGAAUGCUGGGAUAAUAAGUGAGGCGGAUGAUACAAGUCUAAAAUUAUCAGGAGUGGCUAAAAUAUUCUCAAAAGGAAACUGUGGAUACUCAUUACAGCUCACUUCAGUCAAAGUAUCCAAUACAAAGGAGUCCAUGGAAAAAAAAAUUUUAAACGGCAUUCAGAAGCCUAUUGAUUUUAUUUUGGCUAGUGGAGAAUUGGAACCCCAAAUUUGUACAGAUUCUACAGAUUUAGAAUAUUCUUUAAACAUAAAGCGUGCUAUUAUUUCAAUGUUGCAGUCGGGAACAAAUACAGAAACUGAGAUUGAUGUAUUUGGCCAGUGUCCGACUCAUACAUCAGUUUCCAAAUCGGGUAAUAUCGAUACCAUCACAAAAGUGCGAAACCUUAACAGCUGUGCCUAUCGAGAACAAAUUACAAGUGGCCUUAUUUCUGGCGUAGUUAACGAAAAAGCUGGUAUAACAUCCAGUUUAAUUUUGCAGGCAAACUAUGCUAAGGAGUUGAAAAUUGUAAACAGUGUUGUAGAAAGUGUAAAACUCACUGAAACAUAUAAAUUUGUUGGGUCCACUAAAGGAAAUUCUGAUAUCAGUGCAAAAGUUUUCACAAACAUGAAACUGAAAAAUGCUUCAGAUGACAAGAGUAUUUUUCCAUCCAGUGGAACCACUGUUAAAAGCAUUAUAUACCAAAAGCCAGAAACAUACUCGUCAAAAAACAUUAAUUCACUUAAAACGAUACUAAAUGAACUCGUGAAUUCUAUUGGCGAUUAUGUUAAAAUAGAUAGCGCGAAAAAAUUCGUAGAGUUUAUUCGUUUAUUGCGCCAAGCAGACACGGAUACCCUAAUAGAAUUAUCUGUAUAUCCCCACCCAAACAAAAUUUUGGCUCGGAAAGUUUAUUUAGAUGGGUUAUUUCGUACAAGCACUGCAGAAUCGGCUCGGGCAAUUCUAAAACAAUUUGGAAAAUUUGAUGAUAAAGAAAAAUUAAUUGCUGCAUUAUCUCUUAACCUAGUAAAAAAUGUUGACUCGGAAACUCUUCAUCAAGCUGCUGCUCAGUUAACGCCAAAUGCACCUAGUCAAUUAUACCUCUCGAUUGGUAGCUUGGUUGCUGAUUUUUGUUCUAAAAAUGCAUGCCAUGGGGCCGAAAUUGAGUCUAUAUUCAAAAAAUUUUCAGAUGGUAUAAAAAAUUGCAAGGUCAAUACCAAAAAAGAUGAAGAUCGUGUUGUGUCAAUUUUAAAGAGCAUUUCGAACGCAAAGACAUUAAGCUCUAAUAUAGUUUUUACCCUAAGUGAGUGCGCCUCCACAGGCAGAUCUAAUCGUGUACGUGUGUCAGCAUUGCAAGCCAUUGCUAGGAUUGGGUGCGAUGUAAAGCUACAAUCAAAAUCAUUGGAAUUGCUUCGAGAUUAUAACGAAGAUUCUGAGAUACGCAUAGAAGCCUAUUUAGCGGCGAUUUCAUGUCCUAAUGCAGAUUUAGCUAACCAGAUUUCGGAAAUUGUCAAUUCUGAAAAAGUCUACCAAGUUGGAGGCUUUAUAUCAUCGAAUUUAAAAGCAAUUCGGGACUCUACAGAUAGAAGCCGAGAACAACAAAGAUACCAUUUAUCUAAUAUUCGAAUAAUCAAACAGUUCCCUAAGGAUAUAAGACGUUACAGUUUUAAUAAUGAGAUUUCUUACAAUAUUGAUGCCUUGGGCUUUGGAGCUAGUUCUGACUACAAAUUAAUUUAUUCACAACAAGGAUUUUUGCCCCGAUCCUCACGAAUUAAUGUAACAACAGAACUUUUUGGAACUAACUUCAAUAUUUUUGAAGCAAGCAUACGCCAAGAAAACAUGGAGAACGUUUUAGAAUACUAUUUUGGUCCAAAAGGUCUGCUUAAUAAAGAUUUCGAUGAAAUUGUGAAACUCAUUGAAGUAGGAAAUGCCGGUAGCGAGCGGUCAAAACGCUCAGUAGCAGAUGAUGCAGCAAAGAUUUCAAAAAAAUAUAAAAUUUACGGCAAUAAAAUUUUACGGGAUAUAAAUCUAGACUUAUCCCUAAAGCUGUUUGGUUCGGAAUUAGCUUUUCUAAGCUUCGGUGAAAACAUUCCGAACACAUUAGAUGAUAUUAUGAAUUAUUUUACGGAUUCAUUUGAAAAGGCAAAAAGAGAAUUGUCUGCGUUUGAAAAAUCCUUUGCUUUUCAUAAUUUAUUUUUAGACACAGAGCUCGCAUAUCCAACAAGUAUUGGAAUACCUCUCGAAUUUACAGCUCAAGGAUUUGCAGCCACAAAAUUAGAUUUUGCUGUGAAUAUAGAUAUAAAUGCUAUUUUAGAACAGAAUUGGCAGAAAGCAAAAUAUAGGUUAAAGAUGGUUCCAAGUGUCGAUUUAAACGUUAAUCUCCAAGUUGGUUUUAAUGCCCAAGUACUGUCCACUGGCCUUCGUAUAGUUUCUAGAGCACAUUCGGCUAGUGGCAAUGAUUUAAAUUUUUCUCUUUUAAACGAUGGAGAAGGAUUUAACUUAGAUGUGGAGCUUCCAAGGGAAAAACUAGAGCUUAUUAAUAUAAACGUAAAUGCGGAACUCUUUAUUGCUGAACAGGACAAGCAAAAAAUUAUAGGCCUCAAAAGUACAAAAAAAAGUAAAAAUGCACAUGCAAAUGGUAUAUGCUUUAAUCAGUUGGAUAUCAUUGGAAUAAACAUCUGUGUUGAAAGUUCAACCACUUUAAGUGAAAUUCAAGCUAAUAUUGGAAAUAAUGCAGAAAAAAGUCUUGCAGUUCGUGACCAGUUUCAUUUGUCCAAACCAUUUAGUUUUGCAAUUUAUUUAACAUCCGAACGUAAAUUUGGAUUAAGUGGUACUCGAAAAAUUAAGCCGUCUGGCAGCCAACAAUGGAAAUUAGAUUUUUCUACCCCAGAAUCAAAGAUUUCACAUGAUAAUAGUAUCUCUUUUGAACUGGGAUCAAAGCCACGUUUAUAUGGACGAUUGUCUUUUGACAAUUCCCAAUACCAUUUUGGAGUUGAAGCUGGACUUAAUAAUGAUAAUCGUGAAUUGGUGAUUUACGGUCAAUAUGAACAAGACAAAGAAAUAAAAAAAAGUAAAAUUGGGUUUACCAAGAAUGGAAAUGAAUACCGGCCUCUACUUGAAAUUCAAGGAAAUAAUGGCAUUACCAACAAUAUUAAUGGAUACCAUGCUGAAGGUAAAAUUAUUGUAAAUAAAAUGAAAGAAAAACUGGAAAGAUACAGUUUUGAAAAUUUCAAAGUUUCAAAUGAAAAUAAAGAAUGGUUUAAGUUAAAUGGAUGGACAGAAAUAGGCGCGAGCUCAGUUAACUCAGACCUACAAAUUGCUUCGGAGCAGAAGUCCUACUUGGUAAAAGGCAAUUUUAAAGUAGAAAACGGGCAGUAUGCCGCAGGCUUAUUUAUAAGUGACGAACGUUCUCCAGAAAAUGUAUAUGGAUCUUCGGUACAAUUAUUGGUUAUUGAUCAUUCCUACGCUGUUAAGUUAAAUGCUAAAGCUUUUACUUGGGCAGUUGAUUCUGAUGUAAGCUUUGAGUUUGUUAACGACAUGGAUUCGUUUCGCAAGGGAACUUUUAAACAAAGUACAUAUGUUCAAAAUAAGAAUAAGCCAUUUGGAGAAUUAAUCACUCAAUCCAAUUUUGAUGUCAAUAGGUUUAGUCUUGAUACUGAAUUAUCUUUUGACCAAAAAGUAGGUUCGUUAAAUAUUAAAUAUGAAGGCAAUGAAAUACCUUUACAGGUUUACGAUCUUGCAAUAAGUGCUAAGCUUAAAAAACACUCAAUUAAUAUUAUUUCCAAAAAAAAUCUUAACGGAAACCUGUUUACCAUUGAUAAUAUUUUAACUUCAAGUUGGGGAACGUCACUCACUGCGAAAGGAGAAUUAGGCCAGCGGUAUACCGCACAAGAUAUUCAUAUAAAUAUGGAGGGAAAUUUUCAACUAAGUGGCAAGGAAAAAUCGAAUCAUUGGAUAUUGAAAAUUAUUGGAACCCCAGAUAAAACGAACGGUGAGUUGAGAGUUAGCCGUGAUUCAACAGAACUUGUUAAAUUAACCAGCGAGUCGACUCAUCCUCAAGACAAAAUAUCUUCUGCAAAGGUAUCUUUUAAUAUUAAAAAUGUAUUGAAUUCUAAAUGUGAGUUCCGUGUAGCAAAAAAUGGAAAGGGAGAGCUUACCGCAACUAUUGAAACUCAAAAAUCAGAACCAAAGCAUAAGCUGGACGUUGAAACGAAAUUUCAUAUACUGGCUCCCAAAUAUGAUAUAGACACGAGCUUAACGAUUAAUGAUAAAAAAAUACAUUUCAAAUCAGAAAACAGCCUGGAUAAGCUAAGAUUUUUCACUAAAAAUGUUGUCGAGGCUAAUGACAAAAAGAUUGUUUUCGAUGCCAGUGGCAGUGUAAAAGGCGAAUUAAGAGGUAAUGGAGAAGUUCAGGGCACAUUUUCAUUAACUAUUCCCAAUGGGCGAAUUAUUAAUGGCACUGCUAAUCGAAAAAUUUUAACCAAUGCGAAGACUGGUAUAACCCAAGGUAACUUUGAUGCCCAGAUCAAUGAUAAACCCCCUGGAAGCAGUAAACGUACUAUAGAAAUUAAAGGAAAGCUUGACCAUCUUAAUCACAACACAAAGGAGUUUUCUGCAAACAAUCAAUUAAUAUAUACUGCAUUCGAUGGAAUGAAAUCUGAGCUGAACUACCAAAUUAAACACCAACCUAAUGGAGAAGCUAAUAGUUUAGAUAUACGCGUGGCGGCUCACGGCAAUUCAUUCUCGCAACCGAUUGAUUUUUCUGUUGCUCUCAACGAAUACAGCGUAAAAAGCGCAGUGGGUCGCCUCUCUGCGUCAUACGGUGAUGUUUUAACUGUUACAUUAAAUGGAAAUUAUAAUAAUAAACAAUCCCCAGCUACAUAUGAUAUUCAAACUAAUUUACAAGUUCCAAGAUCCAAUAUUAAGUUCAUUCAGAUAAAUAGUCAUGGUAAAAUAUUAAAACCAUCCACUUUUGAAAAAAAUGACGCAGCUAUCGUAGAAUUUGCUGCAGAUUUAAAAACGGGACAGGGUAACUAUGUUCACGUCAGCUCAAUUUGUAAGGGUACAUCACAGGAAGGAAGUUUUAAUUUUGAGACCCAAACUAAUAGUAUGGAGUCGCCUUUAAAAUUGCAAGGAAACUAUUUGCGCGAGCAAAAGAGGAGCUUACCAGACGGGGACUUAAACAGCAAUCAAAAAUAUGCUUUUAACGCCCAGUAUGGAGCACAAUAUUUUAAAACGGAUGCAGGAUUUUCUUACGGUACCGAUGCAGCAGAGCUUGUGUAUAAAUUAGACUCUAGCUACGAAUCUGCGAAAGACAUCGAAAUCAAUUUACGUGGUCAAAAAUUGUCCGAUGAUUCGCCUUACUUAAUCAUUGCAAAAAUUAAACAAUUAGAUAAAUCGUACGGUUUGGACACAAAACUUUUUCAAACACCUCAUAAAAAAGGAUUUGAUAUUCGCAUUGAUUUGAUUAGAGAAAACCCCAUUAUUAUAACGAGCAUUAUAGAAUUAUUGGGUGAGCAAAAGGGAAAAUUGACUUUGGAAUUACAAAAUAUAGUUGACUUUGAUUUCAAGAUAAAUUCUGAAGCUUCCUACGUUAGCAUCGACGAUUUUUAUAUUGUUAGCGCGUGGUCCUCCAAAAAAUUACUUUUAGAUGGGUAUGAGCUGGACGCGCGAGCACAAAGCAAGCAAUUAAAGGUACAACUUAAGAAUGCUACAGAAAUAAUAUUUUUGGGUUCUGCCACAUAUACACUUAAAAAAGAACAAAAUAAAGCAAUUAUCGAUGGCCAAGGACAAGUGCAAUACCAGGGAAAAUCAAAUAUUGGUAAUUUUAAAAUAACACGACAGCAGUUCGAUAUAAACGCAGAUAAGGAAUUUGGCUUCUCAUAUACAUUUAAUGGAAAUUUCGGAAGUAAAAACGGCAUAUCUACGAUUAAGAUUACAAACAAAGAAUUCAACACAAAGUUUUCAAUUUGCGAAGAAAAAAAACAAUGUACAAACGUGCAAUUACAAUCAAUUGUGUUCAUUGAUGAACAAAAACUGGAUACUGCGCAAUAUUCUACCCUUGUUUUGUUUGAUUUGCGUGAACUUGGUUACCCAUAUGAAUUUGAACUAAAAUCCAAAAAUAUUCAACAAGCAUUUAAAUACCAAUACAAUUUUGACAGCUUUAUUUCGGGAAACAAUGGUAAAUACCAAAUUUCUGCCCACAUUCAGCCCACUUCUUCCAUAAUAAAAAUCACCCUUCCCAAGCGGCAAUUAUCAUUCGAAACUGUGCAAAAGUUUCCAACUAAUGGACUAAUUUUUGGUCACUAUGAACAGUCAGCUGCUUUGUACCUUAAUAAAAUUCAACGUCCUGAUGAAGUGUUUCGAAUCGCAACUAUUUUAGAUAUAUCAGGAAUUGAGAAAGUUGCUUUAAACGCAAAUGGAAUUAUCAAACUGGAGCAUCCGACUAUACGCCCGUUAAGCAUUUCUGCUCGAGUAGAUGCAAACGCCGAACAGGAACAAAUUUUCAAUUCCGAAAUUAUUUUCGAUGUUUUUCGAUUGGCUGACCAAAAAAUCAUAACAUCCAACAAAGUUCGACAUUCGCGGACUAGGAAUAGUUUUAAUGUGGAAUCUUUUUCAACGUUUCAGUCAAACGGACUUCAGUUCCAGUAUGAAUUGAAUGGUAGUGCCGCAGUUAAUACCGUAAACCAAGAAUUUAAUAUUGGUCUUGAAUUAAAUAAUGGGAAGAAUAAUUUAAAAGUAAUGUCAUCUGGAAAUACGGAAAAAGUUGAACUGUCCUUAAGCGAAUCAAAUAAUCGAAUCUUAAGAAUUUUCGCGGAAAUUAAUAAACAAAAAAAUGUAGCGAAAUAUAAUGCUAUAAUCGAAGCUCUUGAUCGAAACAUAAUUGAAGUCAGAAGUGAGAUUCAGCCCUCGUCUGCAAUACUUACACUUAAGCGUCAAGAUCUCCUUGAUGGUAAUGCAGAAGUAAAAUUGGGAAAGGAAUUUAAAUUCGAUAUUUCUAGCAGAGGGAAAGUAUUGUCUAAUGGGCGUGUUGCUUUAGAUCCGACAAAUUUUUUGCAGACUAAUUACCAAACAAGUGACGAAAAUGUUAAAACCUUUUGGGAAAACAUUGAAUCAGAAUUCAAGCAAGAAACCGAUGACAUGACUAAAACUCUCAGUAAAAAAUUCGAAACGCUACGAAACGAAGCAACGGAAACCAUAAAAUUGGUCAAAGAAGCUUUUCCUGAUUUUUCACAACUCAAGAACAGAUUAGACGACAAUAUAAAUUCACUUAUUAAAGAGCUAGAAGAAGAUCCAUCAAUAGAAAAAAUAUUUAUUGGAAUACGCACCCUAUUUCAGAAAAUUGUUAAUAUAUUCGACAAAGUGACGAAGACAGUAAGCGAAGCUUAUGAAAAUAUUUACAAAUCUCUUUUAAACAUACAUGAAAAGCUAAAAACUCUUUGGAAGGACUCCAUUCUUAAAAUAUGGGACGACUUUAUUUUAACUGCAAAUAAAGUGAUAAAUCAGCUACGUUUUGAAAUUUUAAAUACAUAUAAAAAUAUAUUCCAUGGAUUGCGUAAUUUGUUGGACAAGUAUGGACCGGUACUAAAAAAUUAUGGAAAAGUAAUUUCUGAGUUUAUGAAACCAAUUAACGAAUCACUGCAAGAAAUGAUACAAAUUUUUGUACAUGCAGUCAAGGAGCUGAAUGGCGAGCUUAAGCAAUUUAUUGAAAAGCUUCCAAAUUUUGAAAGCAUUUGUAAUGAGAUCACUGCCAAAAUUAAAAACUUCAAGAUCCUUGAAAAGACUCUUGACCUUACUAACAGUAUCUUUGAGCAGUUAAAUAUUGUGCAUCAAACUCAAGAAACCUCAGAGUUCCUGAAAAAACUACAUGAUUAUUUGGAUGCUAAAUUAAAAAAACAAUCAAUCGAUGACCAAAAAUCACUUAGUGAACUAAGUAGGCUAUUUAUCCAGGCCGUUAGGUCCAUUUACACAUCAAUAAGAAAUACCUCUCCAGAAAAAUAUGUACAUGCAACCGAUUUUCAAGUGUGGUUUAGUUCAAUACCGCAAUAUCUAGAUUCCGUGUCAAAACUACCAACAAUACUCUCAUUCCAAUCUAGUACUUUAAACUACAUAUUCAAUGAAAAUUGGCAGAAUAUUUUCUCCAAAAAUUGGCUAAAUUCUUGGAUAUUCUUUAAUGACUUUAAACUUAGAGGCCAUAUUGUUGAUGGCCAGCAUGUUUUUACCUUUGAUGGUCAACAUUUUGAUUUUUCUGGGAACUGUAAAUAUAUCCUUGCUCAGGACAGUGUGAACAAUAAUUUUAGUGUUGUUGCUCAAAUAACAAAUGGGAAGCUUAAAUCCAUAACACUCAUAGAUCGUGAUGGUAAAUUUGCUGAAAUUGGGGAUAGCGGUGCUCUAAAAUUCAACGGAAAUUCAGUUGAAUAUCCUCAACACUCAUCUGGAAUACAUGCUUGGCGGCGAUAUUAUACCAUACACAUACAUUCAGAGUAUGGAGUCUCGUUGAUAUGUACUACGGAUCUUAAAAUUUGCCACAUAAACGUAAAUCGAUUUUAUAUUAGUAAGAUACGGGGACUUUUUGGCAAUGGCAACGAUGAGCCAUACGACGAUUUCUUACGAAUCGAUGGCACUUUAACUUCAGGUUCUGGUGCUUUGGUCAACGAAUAUGGUAUCGGGAAAUGUCCAGGUGUACCUGCGACAAACGAUCAAGGGGAAAAGCAUUUGCGAUCAGAAAUAUGUAGUGAGAUAUUUGGUAUCGAGUCCCCACUAUCCAUUCAUUUUCUUACGAUCGAUUCCAGACCUUUUCGCAAAGCAUGUGAUGUAUCAGUCGGAAAGGUUUCUGAAAAGGAAACAGAAACAACUGCAUGCACAUUUGCUCUAGCCUAUGGCUCUGCGGUUAAGCUGGUUAAUAAAUGGGUUAUGUUACCGUCACGUUGCAUAAAGUGUAACGGACCAGCUGGUCAGAGAGACCAUCAAAAUGAAUUCACCGUAAAAUUACCAAACAAUAAAGCUGACAUUGUAUUUGUCGUUGACAUUAAUGUAAGCCCUGUUCUUCUGAGUAAUUUAAUUGCACCAACAAUUAGUGAUCUUCGAGAAGCUCUAAAAUUACGUGGUUUAACAGAUGUGCAAAUUGGUGUUAUUGUAUAUGAUGAAGGAAAGCGUUAUCCAGCUCUACUAACAAGUGAUAACGGAAAAUUAAACUACAGAGGAAAUCUGUCUGGGGCAAAUUUAUAUAGUCCAAAUGAAUUCUGUGAUAGUUGCCUGGAAAAAAUAAUACAAGAGCAAAGGAUUUUAAAUAUUUUUAAUUCCUUUAAAAACAUUCUAAACAGCAUCAUUCCCCAAUCUGAUGAGAAGGCUUUUAAUUUAGCCCUGGAUUAUCCAUUCCGUGCUGGUGCAGCAAAAAGCAUUGUUGGCGUGCGAAGCGAUUCCUUAGAGUAUAAAAACUUGUGGAAAUUCGUCAGAUCACAAUUUACUGGAUCUCUUACAAAAUUUGAUGGUGCAUUAUUGCAUCUGAUCGGACCUGUCAAAGCACUGGCAGUGGAAGGCAUUCCCGGCGAAAAAAUAAUUGGUUUUAACACUCGUUUGGUAGCUACAUUGGAUAGCAAGGAUGGAAAAAAACGUACAAAAUUGCAAUUUGAAAAUGAUAUGGGCAUUGAUUUUGUGCUCAAUAACGGUGGCUGGAUUUUUUCCACUGAAAACUUCGGCAAAUUUAAGGUAUCAGAUCAAAAGAAGAUGCUAUCACAAAUAACUUCUUCAAUAGCGGAUACUCUAUUCAAAACAGAAAUAAUAAGUGAUUGUACAUGUUUACCAGUUCAUGGUUUACAUGGCCAACAUAAAUGUGUCAACAAAUCAACAACUUUUCUUCCUAAUAAAAAGCCAAAAGCACCAUAAAAGGGGUUAGGAUCAAAAUGUUUUACCUAUACUGUAACCAAGAAAAUAAAUAAUAAAAGCACUAAUUUUUAUGUAA